AGUCCUCAUAUUCUUGUAUUUUUAGUGCUUGUUUGGCGCCUGGAGACAUCACGCGUAUCCCCAGUUGACACGCACACAAUAUCACAACCUUAAAAAGAAACGUCGCACGCGAUCACCGCAGGCAACAAGGCCGGCCAAGCUACCGUUGCCCUCGCACCCACACCCUCUUCUCUUUUACUCUCCUCACACACCAGCCAUGGCGCCACGCAAGAUCUCGAUCCCCACGGCACACGACCAAACGCCCGAGCACGGCAAAGCGUACACCGAAUACACUGUCCGCGUCGAUCACCCCUUCCCCCGCGCAACAACAAGCGUAAAGAAACGCUAUUCCGACUUCUCUGCCCUCGAUGCCGCCCUCCGCUCAGACGUCGGCUCCGCACCACCAGCCGCAUUACCGCCCAAAUCUUGGCUUGGCGGCUUCUUGGGGUUAGGAAAUACAACAGGCUCACCAGAAGCUAUCGAGAAGCGGAGAGCGGGGUUAGAAGAGUACCUGAAGGCGAUUGAAGGUGCCGAGGACGGGCGGUGGCGUGCCGCCAAAGCAUACCAGGAUUUCCUCAAUCUGGAUGACAAGGAGGGGAAGAAGGUGGCUGGGUUUCCGGGGAGCCAGUUUGGAAAGGAUAGAGUGAGGGAUAGUUCGGAUUGGCUGGACAAGCACUCUGAUCUCAAGUCAUCGUUACAGGACGCAAGACGAUGGUUGACGGCGAGAGAACAAGCGACUGCUGCCACAGCGCAGCAUGAAGCGGCAGCGAAGGCGAAGGCGAGCCUCGUACGCGCUGGUACACUCAUAUCUGCCUUAGACGAGGCGCUCGGGCGGCUGAGUGGAAGCAGUAGCGAUGAGUGGUCGGGCGAAAAACUGGGCGAGGGAGAGAUCAGAAGAAGAAGAGAUAUGAUCAGUGGGCUACGAAAAGAAAGAGACGGGUUGGAGAGCGUGCUAAACAGCAUGGCGGUCAAAGCAGCUAUCUCCGGCUCUGGCAGCUCCUCCACACCAUCCACGUCCUCAGCCGCCGUAACAGAAUCACAGAAAGCCGGGCUAUUCAAGGGUGCAUCUAAACCCUCUGGACGCCGCGUACUGGGUGCGCCAGCACAGGAAACCGACAAGACGCGCGAGCUGGAUAACGAAGGCGUACUGCAGCUACAGAAACAGAUUAUACAAGAUCAGGAUGAAGAUCUUGUCGAUCUCACUACCGUCGUGCGACGCAUGCGCGAGAUGGGUGUACAGAUCAACACAGAGAUUGUUGAGCAGAAUGCUUUGCUAGGCUUGCUUGAGGAAGACGUUGAGAGGGUGGACGGUAAGAUCAAGAUUGCCAAGAAACGAGUGGAUAAAAUUAGAUAGAAGACACUUUUGAUAGCAAAGGAAGAAGGGACGCUGGAGUUACCACCGCAUGUAUGGAGCUGGAAUUGGAUGACAUAAUAUAUUUGAUACCCUAGUAAUAAAAGACAUCUUCCGUACAGACUGC
Messenger RNA from Cucurbitaria berberidis CBS 394.84, 1457 nucleotides. RefSeq lists its product as uncharacterized. NCBI's taxonomy places the organism in Eukaryota, Fungi, Ascomycota, Dothideomycetes, Pleosporales, Cucurbitariaceae. The record is from RefSeq and is a predicted model, not a curated record. The transcript has a single exon. Bases 197 to 1333 code for a protein of 378 amino acids. Gene Ontology annotation, molecular function: phosphatidylinositol binding.